Toxorhynchites rutilus septentrionalis is the source of this 7624-nucleotide messenger RNA. It is a transcript of the gene mbc, whose product is annotated as dedicator of cytokinesis protein 1. Gene Ontology annotation, cellular component: cytoplasm; plasma membrane. Gene Ontology annotation, molecular function: guanyl-nucleotide exchange factor activity; small GTPase binding. Gene Ontology annotation, biological process: cell migration; small GTPase-mediated signal transduction. The coding region runs from base 462 to 6725 and encodes 2087 amino acids. NCBI's taxonomy places the organism in Eukaryota, Metazoa, Arthropoda, Insecta, Diptera, Culicidae. The record is from RefSeq and is a predicted model, not a curated record. The transcript is spliced from 13 exons.
AAACUGUAAACAUUCGAUGUGUUGCUUUGGUGCUGUUCGAGCGUGUUUUCAUUUUUGUGCUGCGUAGUGCUUUUUCCGUCUGUGUCAUCCGCGCGCACACACACGUUUGUAUCAUGCUGCUCGCUCACUCCUACGAGCAACAGCCGGGCAUAACCCCGCGACGAUGGUAGCCGUCUCGUGCGUAACCGUUUUGCCGAGAGUUGCUAGCAGUAGUGUUUCAGCAGCGGUAGCGGCGAUUGUGUUCCGUGAAACAUAAAGAAGACGAGAAAAAAAAAAAUGUGAGAAAAGAAAUAGAGGCGAAUACAGAUGCAAGCGAAAGCGGAAAAAAAAACUUUAAUAAUUAUAGCAUUUUUCUCGCCUACUGAGUGAGUGCAUCGGUGACGAAGACGACGACUGUAGUCAGUAUUUUGUGAGGUUGAUAAGAUUUCCCGUUGCGUUUGUCACGAGAUAAGUUCGGGAAAAUGACCGUGUGGAAAAAAAGCGUUGCGAAAAUGCUCGCCAUCGCGAAAGCAAACUAUCAUGAGUCCAACAAAGAGCACAGACUGGAGCUGGACGUGGGCGACUCGGUGGUCAUACUGCAGGAAGCAGCCAACUGGUACUACGGAUACAGUAAAAGCCGUCCACAAGUGCGGGGGAUCUUCCCCAAGUGCUACGUUCACAUCGUCGAAAGCCGCACGACGGCCAGGGCCGGCUCGCUGGUGAUCGUUCGCAGCGAAAUCGUCGAUGAAAUCACCACCGUCCUGCGCGAGUGGCAGCACCUCUAUCGGCGGUUUUACCUCCAGAUCCAUCCGGACUUCAAAGCGAUUCGGCUGAAAAUGCUGGAGCUGAUCCGGCUGCGAUCGCAGCUGCUGUCCGGGAAUCUGCCGGUGGACGAAAUGAAGGACAUCAAGCUGAAGGCGACGUCGGAGAUCGACACCGGCAACAAGAUUUUGCGACUGGAUAUGGUGGUUCGGGACGAAAGUGGUAAUAUUUUGAACAUCGAUCGCACCUCGACCACGCAGUUGUACGAGCAUCAUCUGAUCGCGGUCGAUCGGAUCAAGAGGGCGAGUACUUCAAAUAACAAGAACCGCAUCGUGGAAACGAUGAAUCGCCACUCGCACAACCUGCUGCUCUCCGUGCACAAUUUUGUGUGUAGGUUGUGCGAGGACACGGAGAUACUGUUCACGCUGUACGAUGGGGACGAGAUGAAAGCCAUCACGGAGAACUAUGUGGUCAAGUGGAGUCGACAGGGGGUGGCCGCCGACUUGGACCAGUUCAACAACAUCAAAGUGCUGUUCACGGACCUCAGUGGGAAUGAUCUGAGCAGGAACCGGAUAUUCCUUGUGGCGUACGUGGUACGGGUAGGGGCCAUGGAUGGGAAAGAUACCGACACUCGGCGGAGUAGUAUGGCCAAUUCAGUGGGGAGUUCAAGCUCUGGGAAGAGCAAAAAUCAGCUAACGAAUCAAAUGAGCGUUCCGGCCAGCCCCGGUGGGAGCUCAGCGGCGGGAGAAUCGUCAACUGGGUUGUCUGGCCAUGAGCAACAAAUGAGGAGACCAUUCGGGGUGGCUACUCUGGAUCUGAAGCCGAUUAUAAAGCGCUCGGAGGAUUUCAAGAGCGAUACCCAACUAAAGAUGCCAUUCAUUCCAUGUGAGAAAGAGUCACUCGAAAGUACCCUGAGGAAGCUUAUCACCAACAAAGAUCUAGCCGAUAAGAGUGAUUCGGCCAUUUGGAUCAGUGUGGAUAUUUUGCACGGGGAUAUCAAACAGGUCAAGGAGGAGUAUCCCCAUCUGGUGCUGGGUAAUGUGGCAUUCGCGCGGAAAAUGGGCUUCCCGGAGGUGAUCUUCCCUGGGGAUGUGCGGAACGAUCUCUAUCUGACGCUUGUGUCCGGAGAAUUUUCCAAAGGGUCCAAGAGCAGCGACAAGAACAUCGAAGUUACAGCGGUCGUUUGUAACCGGCAUGGGGUGGCCAUUCCAGGGGUUAUUUGCUACGGAGGCGGUGGUUCUGUCCUGAACGAGUACAAAUCGGUGAUCUACUAUCACGAGGAUAAACCGAAGUGGAAUGAAACAUUCAAGAUCGAUGUGCCAAUUGAGGAGUUUAAGCAGUGCCAUUUGCGGUUCACCUUCAAGCACCGCAGCUCAAAUGAAGCCAAGGAUCGUUCGGAGAAACCCUUCGGGUUAUCCUUCGUCAAGUUGAUGAACGACGAUGGGACGACGCUUCAGCACAAAAGACACCAUCUGCUGGUGUAUAAGAUCGAUCAUAAGAAAUUCGAUCAGGACUCGCAGUACAAUUAUCUGCAGCUGCCGGCGCUGGGCGAUGAGUUAGUCAAUUCGAGCGGGGGGAAACCUUCGAUCAAUGGGUUCAGUUUGGCUUCGAAGGAUAGCUUUACGAUCGAGACGAAUUUGUGCAGUACGAAGCUGACGCAGAACGUGGACAUUCUGGGUCUGUUGAAUUGGUCCUCGCGGAAGGAAAAGAUGGAGGAAUCGCUUUACGCGCUGAUGAACGUGAAGGGGGAAGAGGUGGUCAAGUUUCUGCAGGACAUUUUGGAUGCGCUGUUCAACAUUCUGGUACUGAACGAGGAUCCGCCCAAGUAUGACAAUUUGGUGUUUAAGUGUUUGUUGCGUCUCAUCGAAAUUGUGUACGAUCUAAAGUAUCAGCACUUCCAGUCGGUGUUGGAUCUCUAUAUUAACGAAAGCUUUUCAGCUACAUUGGCCUACGAGAAACUAAUCAAUGUGGUGCAGACGCACAUCAAGAACGCGAUCAACAAUGUCGCGUGCGAUCGAUCGAGUUCGCUCAGCAUCUACGCCGUGAACGAAAACGACGAAACGCUCUUCCGGACGACCAAAUAUCUGCAGUACAUCAUGAAGUUCAUCAUCCGGUCCCGGAUUCUGUUCUCGGACCUGAACCAGGGGAAGGAUCGUGAGCUGUUCGAGACCAUGCUGGAGGAUCUGCUGGAAUCGUUCAUCGAGCUGAUUAAGUAUCAGAGCGAUUUGUUGAAAUCGCAGGGCGCUCUGCUGAAGUACCUUCACAUCAUUGCUUCGGAUCUGAUGCAAGUUUACGAUCCGAUCAAAUUGAGCCAACGAAUUGUGGAUAUCAUCACCAAUGUUCCUACGGGUCGUUUGAAUCAGUCCAAAAUGACCUGCAUUAAGGAUGUGGUGGAUUCGAAACUGUUCAAGUUGCCCCAGUGCAGGGCCAUUCUGCUGCCGGUCUUCUGCCGGCAGAUAAAAGACAAACUCGAGAGUAAAGAGGAGGGCGAUUUUAUGUUCGACAUCCGGCAGCAGGAGAAGAACCUGACCAAGGCGGCCAAGGUGCUGGGCGAAAGCAAGUCACAGCUGCACACACGUGAAACCACCGCCAAGACGAAGGUUGCCGAAUGUGUCAACAUCAUGAACAACAUGCUGGAGCUGCUGUUUCACAGCGAGGAGGACAUCGGUCCAACCGAGAACGAUAUCCGCGAGAUAAUGCUGAUCCUGCUGCGAACCGUGAUCCAGAGCUCGAUCGCUAUGGAUCGGGACAACCCGCUGGUGGGUAAUUUGGUCGCGAUCAUGCUCGGUAUCUUCCGCAGUAUGACCGCCAGUCACUACCAGGCGUACGUGAGGAAUUUCCUCACCAGCUUCGAUCUGUUGGACUUUCUGAUGGAAAUUUUGUUGGUGUUCAAAGAGCUGGUAUCGAAACCGGUCUUCCCGGUUGACUGGUUGGACAUGAUCAUGCAUCAGAACACGGUCAUACUGGAGAGUUUGCGACACUUCUCGGGUAUCAUCAUGGAGUGGUUCUUCUCGCCGUUCGAGAAGCAGGUAUGGUCCAAUUACUUCCAGUGCUCGAUCACGUUUCUGACGCAGCCCGCGCUGCAGCUGAAUGUGUUCAGCACAACGAAGCAGUCGAUGAUCCUGUACAACUACCGGGACAUUCGGAGGGAAACGGCCUUCGAAAUCAGGAAGAUGUGGUUCAAUUUGGGCGAGCACAAGAUCAUGUUCGUGCCGCAGCUGGUGGGACCCAUUCUGGAAAUGAGUAUGAUUCCGGAGAUCGAGCUGAGGAAGGCCACGAUCCCCAUCUUUUUCGAUAUGAUGCAAUGCGAGUAUUACAGUUCCAAAUAUAUGGUGGAGAGUUACGGGGACACCAAGCGAAACCCCACUCACGUGAAGGGUAAUUUCAACGAUUUCGAGAAGGAAAUUAUCGAAAAACUAGAUCAGUACAUUGAGGGCGGUUACGGAGACGAAGAGUACAAGAAUUUGUUCUACGAGAUCAUGUUCGACUCGUGCAGCAAUCACAACACGAUUCAAACGUACGGAAUUCAGUGCGUAAACGUGUUGACGAGGUUGAUGGAGAAGUUGCUGGAAUACCGAUGUCUCAUCCAUGACGAAAGCAAGGAAAAUCGAAUGGCUUGCACGGUUAGCUUGUUGCAGUAUUACUCCGAGGUAAACCGCAAGGAGAUGUACAUUCGCUACGUGAAUAAACUGUGCGAUCUGCACAUGGAGUUCGAUAACUUCACAGAGGCUGCCUACACGCUUAAGCUGCAUAGCAAUGAGCUGAAUUGGGACGACACUCCCCUGUCGCCACUGUUGAGAUCCAGCCGACACCUGUCCUGCAGUACACAUUGGGCACUCAAGGAGAGACUCUAUCGGGACAUCAUUGAUCUGUUCGAUCGUGGUAAAAUGUGGGAAUCGGCGAUCGAUAUGUGCAAAGAACUUUCGCAACAGUAUGAGAACGAAAUCUACGACUAUCUGAAUUUGGCUGAGUUGUACAAAAAGAUGGCUCAGUUUUACGAGAAGAUUUUGCGCGAGAAGCGCUACGAAUCGAACUACUACCGGGUGGCGUUCUAUGGGUUCGGGUUUCCACAAUUUCUCCGCAAUCAGGAGUUUGUCUACCGGGGAAACGAGUACGAAGAUGCCGGGUCAUUCAAUACUCGCAUUCUGAGCCAACACCCGCAGGCAGAGCUCGUACCCACGCUGAAUCCCGGUUCGGAGAUCCGCCAGAGCGAAGGUCAAUUUAUUCAGAUUGUGAAGGUCGAUCCUGUCAGCCGGGAUAUCCGGAUAGGGAAGGAUAAGAAGAACAUUGCGUCGAACAUUAUGAGGUUCUACCAGUCCAACAAUGUGAGUGAGUUCCAAUUUUCGCGUCCUAUUCGAGAUUCGAGUGGAGGUGGUGACGAUAUUGCGAACACCUCGUAUGAGCGUACGAUUCUGAGGACCACCGAUGCACUGCCAGGAAUUUUACGUUGGUUCCCCGUACGAUCGUCGGAAACUGUGAUAAUUUCUCCCCUUGAGAUGGCCAUCGAGACAGUGGAGUCCAAAAACCGCCACAUCCGGGAACUCGUUCUGGAGCACCAAUCCGAUAUCAACAUUCCCAUCCAUUCGCUCAGUGCGGUCAUCAACGGUGUGGUGGACGCGGCCGUGAACGGGGGCAUUCCGAUCUACGAAGAAGCUUUUCUCACCCCGGAAUAUCUGCUGCGCUACCCGGACGAUGAUCAUCUGGUGGCACGGCUGAAGGAUCUGAUCGCAUCGCAGAUACCGCUGCUCGAGGUUGCGAUUCUUGUGCACAAGAUGAAAACACCCGCCAGUUUGCUACCGUUCCACGAUCGGCUCGAGAAGUGUUUCGCCGGUAUCCAAGCGAGUGUUGAGGCGAAGUACGGCAAACGAACGACCGACAUCAAGAUCGAUCGGGAUUGUGAGGUUACCCUGAGGAGGCAGAUUUCGGCGAUGCCUCAGGUCAGCAUCGACUCCAGCCGGCUGUCGGAAACCAGCAUAGGUUCGUCGGAUAGCGGAAUUUCCAAAAGUCAAAACAGCCGACCAACCACUACCAGUUCCGGAGGAUUCAAAUCGACGUUCACAAACUUUGCAACGAAUUUUAACACGUCAAACUUGACGAGCGAUUUUUUCGAGUUCGAUCGGCUGAGCCUGUCCAGCGUUAAGCUUGGAACCAACUCCGGCAAGCUGAUCUCCAACAUCUCCACGAAGAUUGGCAGCAAAAUUCGACAAACAUCGCUCGGCAGUUCUCCCGGUUCGAAGAACAAAAAGGAUAAAACACUCACUAAGCGGCGCUCCAGUCGAAAGAUGGAUCGUGACUCAUUGACCCUGCCGGUGUCCAACAGCCAAUUCUACACGUCGCCCAUAACGGUGGCAAGUGAGAUUGUAAAUGUCAGCAACAGUAGUAGCGACCGGGACAGCGCGGUUUUUCAGAGCGGACCGAUGAGUGUCCCGGCCUGUUCAACGCCAAUUAGUGGACACGCGAGUGGAGCGAGUUCGCUACCAGUGGUGGAACUAACGGAAGAGCUCCACCCGAAACGACCCCUCCGCUCGGAGGUCGAGAAGGAGAAACGUCUCUCGCGUCCACCGAGCGUCGUAACGCCCACACUCAGCAUCAAAACGCUUACGGGUGGGGGAGCGGGGACCGCCGACACCAACUCGAUCGGUUCGGCCGAAAGCAGCAGCAAUCGAAACUCGAUCAUCACCAACGAUUCGACGACAUCGGAGGAGGAUCUCGUUCCGCCACCGCUGCCGCUGAAAACGCGCGACAGCGACUACAGCAAUCUGCCGCUGAACGAGAGCGCGCUCCAUCGGCGCCUCAUGGGGACCGCGGACGGGUCAGGUCACUACGCGGGCUGUAAGCCACUGCCCCCCGUUCCGGGGGUGAUCAAUUCCGCGUACGAUGUGGUCGAAACGAGAAACAACAGUGUGAUUUUGAUUGGCGCGUGCGAUGAGCGGAAGAGGCCACCGACGCCGCCACCGAAGCCGGCCCGGAACUCCAAGGUAUGAUUCGUUGUUGUUGUUGAUAGUUGCGUAAAAAGAGAGCAGAGAUACGGUGACGAUAACAGAGAAUCAAAAUUUGUCAGUACAAAAGUAUAACGCGAAAGUAGAUAAGAUGGGGAAAUUCGGGAGCCGCGCAAACGGUUCGGGAGGGGCGGUAUAUAGGAUAGAACUAUCAGUAGCUAGCGAAAUUGAGAGCACAAUUUUUGUUGAAUUUCGUAUACAGCAGUCGCGGGUGUCAAAUUAAGACGAGACAAAGUUUUGCAAUUUACUUGAAAAACAAAAAUCGCAGAGCCAUUUAUUUUUUGUGUUUACAAUUAGACGGGGGCAAAGCCGCUAUUUUCCAUAUUUCGACGAAGCAUUUUUAUCAAGCGUGUGUUAUUAAUGUCAUCAUCUUACGUUUAGUUACGCGUUUUGUGCACGAUUCAUGUUUAUUUUUUUCUCCAUUCAAAUUGACAAUUUACCAAAGACGAUUUUUUUCACCCUUCUUUCAUUAUCGACCCUAAUACGUAGGAUUCAAGACGUAGGUUAGUGAUAGGAGUAAAUGAAUAUAUACAGGUGAAUUGUACCAGAACACUACUGGACACUGUGGUUUAUGUUAAAUUCCAUUUCCGGUAAAAAUGCACGGAGUGUUCGAAGCAUAAGUCCAAUUGUGAGCAAUUAUUUAUAGGAUAAAGCUGUUUUCGAUAGAUAAUAUUUUGAUGCGUAUCGAGAUAUAGUGGAGCAUUCACUUCCAAAUAUUAGGAUUUAGUUUCCCCCGCGGAGAGUCUUCUUCAUUCGCGCAAUAAUCUUUUCGAUAUUCCUUAGGGCCGGUAGGACAACUGUAAAGAAGCACACAAAUCAAAUAAAAUCUAGUUGUUGACUGUAUGUUCCGUGCUAUCAUCAGCACGGUUAAUUGAAACAGAGAA